This is a messenger RNA of Lucilia cuprina (Australian sheep blowfly), 905 nucleotides long. RefSeq names its product myosin regulatory light chain LC-2, mantle muscle. Gene Ontology annotation, molecular function: myosin heavy chain binding; calcium ion binding. NCBI's taxonomy places the organism in Eukaryota, Metazoa, Arthropoda, Insecta, Diptera, Calliphoridae. Gene Ontology annotation, cellular component: myosin II complex; cytoplasm. Bases 60 to 752 code for a protein of 230 amino acids. The transcript is spliced from 5 exons. Gene Ontology annotation, biological process: locomotion; post-embryonic development. The record is from RefSeq and is a predicted model, not a curated record.
AACGGAAUAUAAAGUGUAAAAUUUUUACCGAAAAAAAGGAUUUUAUAAUUACAAUAAAAAUGACCAGUGAACAUGCUAUUUCUUUUGAUGAUUUGGAAAAGCGCCGGCAAAAAGCGGCCGCCGCUCGUAAACCUUCUAACGUUCAACCGGUAGUGGAAACAGAAUCUGAAGCUAUGCGUGUAAUUAAUGAAAUUUUUAAUCCCACUUUAAAAUUACCAGUGUCAACAGGUCCUUAUCGACCACCCGACGAACUUACAACCGAUGAUUUUGAUGCUAUGCGAGAUUUAGAUGUUCGAAAGUUGGCCGAACUAAAAGAAGUAUUUUUAUUAUUUGAUACCGAUUGCGAUGGAUUGAUAUCGAAAGAUGACUUACGAUUUACUUUUGGAGCUUUAGGUUCCGAAGUUACCGAAGAAAUGUUGGAAGAGAUGUUAAAAGAAGCCAAAGAACCCUUGAACGUAGAUGCAUUUGUGGAAUUAAUGAGUCAUCGUACGAUUGAGUUAGACCCCGAAGAUGUAUUGUUAGAGGCCUGGAGUAAAUGGGAUCUAUAUGGUACUGGAAAAAUUGAGGAAAGAAAAAUGUAUGAAGAAUUAACCAAUUUUGGUGAUAAAAUGUCGUUGGCUGAGGCACAAGAAGCUUUGCGGCAUGCUCCAUUAGUGAAAUCGAAAAAUUUGGAAGAUCCACCCAUGAUAGAUUAUCCAGCUUUUUGUCGUCUAUUAAGUGGUGUGAGAAAGCGCAAAGAAACUACAGAAUAAUUUUUAAAAUAACUGAAAAAAACAAAUUAAAUUUAAUUAUAAAUUAACGCCAUAUACAAAGCGUUACAAAUCUUAAAUCAUUUAAUUUAUUCAUAAUUUUCUUUUAUGUAUUUAUUUGAAUUUUAAUUUAAUAAACAUAUUAUUGAUUUUAAA